CUGAUGAAGAUGUUGCGGCCCCCAGUAAUGUUAGUGUAAAUUAUCAUUCAAAUGUGAUCCCAUAUUUGGAUAAUACAGAAGAAGUAGAACCGGAAGAUUUUGCAUACAUGAGAGAUAACGGGUCUGUUCGAGCUGCACUUUGGAAUUCCAGUAAUCCUAAAGUUAUCAAAUCAGGUAUGUUAUUUCACAACAAGAAGCAAAUGAAAGGUGCGGUGAGACUCUAUAAUAUAGCCCACAAAAAAGAAUAUAAAACAGAUCAAGCCAAAGGUACAUUUUGGAAGGUUAUUUGCAAGCGGCAUGAGGAAGGUUGUAGUUGGAUGAUCCGUUUUUCGUUGAUCGGAAGUGGUAUGUGGAAAGCAGGAAAAAUGAUUGAGCCACAUAAUUGUGAUACGGAUGAUUAUACAGAGGAUCAUUUCAAUUUGAAUAGCAACAUCAUUGCUACUUCGUUGAUACCAUAUGUUAUGAUCAAUGCACAAAUCAGUAUUAAGUUUGUUCAGGAAACUAUAAAAGGCAUUCAUCACUAUACUCCUAGUUAUAGAAAAGCGCAAAAAGGCGUAAGAAAGCUUUUGAGAUGGUGUAUGGUGAUUUCGAAGGUUCUUUUAGGGCAUUGCCUCGAUACAUGGCUGCCCUAGAACAUUUCAAUCC
This is a messenger RNA of Lycium ferocissimum, 645 nucleotides long. RefSeq lists its product as uncharacterized. NCBI's taxonomy places the organism in Eukaryota, Viridiplantae, Streptophyta, Magnoliopsida, Solanales, Solanaceae. Bases 108 to 632 code for a protein of 174 amino acids. The record is from RefSeq and is a predicted model, not a curated record. The transcript is spliced from 2 exons.